Neurospora tetrasperma FGSC 2508 is the source of this 1156-nucleotide messenger RNA. RefSeq lists its product as uncharacterized. The record is from RefSeq and is a predicted model, not a curated record. The transcript has a single exon. NCBI's taxonomy places the organism in Eukaryota, Fungi, Ascomycota, Sordariomycetes, Sordariales, Sordariaceae. The coding region runs from base 740 to 991 and encodes 83 amino acids.
UGUUUGAUGCUUUCAGUGAUUGUUGAUCAUUUCUAUCUAUAGUACAUGAUAAAGAAAGUGCAUCUGUGAAGAUCGCCGUUCUUUGCAUUCUUUCCAUCCUUCCUUGUCCCGUUUUCAUUUUCCAGUCAUGAGCAUCGUCAUUCUUCUCUUUUUAUACCUGUAGACUCUAGGACCCCCCGCUUUCCAAAGUUGAGUGUAUAAUGAUGUAAACUGUACAGAAAAUGUCGAGAAAAGAAAAGUCGUAAUACAUAAGUUUGCCCAAAAUAGUACAAGAUCUCCCGCGAUGACGCCGAACUAUUGAAAAAACCAAACCCGCUUGUGAUAGGAUGAAAAUGCUCGGCAGAAAAAUGAAAACGAAAGAAAAAAAAUAAUGACCCGCAUUUGAAUAUCCACCUAUUCGCAGUAGCUUCUCUCGCUAAAAUCAUCGCUGAUAAGUACCGGACAAGCUCAGAAAGUGCCUAAGCCGUGUCUGAUGUCAGGUCUGGACUUGUGCCCCCUUUCAUAGUGAUGCUGAUGAUAAAUGGCGUGGUGUGGACAACCGGGUCCAGAGGUUGGAAAUGACGUCAUAUGGCGGGUGCACAAAGACCGUUCCCAGUUCGGGCUUCCUCAGGCAGCGUUUGGGAAGCCGGUGAUUUGCCAGAAACAGUCGUGUUCACACAAUACUCCUCAGCAUCUUUCCGACCCGCUCGGCUGGCCUCGCUGCUCCUUCCGCGUGGCUGAGUAACACCGACAAAAAUCAAUGAUGCAGGAGCGCGGAGAACAGAGACUGCGCAAAAGGCCAAAGACGGCAAGGAACGCCAAAGACCCUGCAGCGAGCGACGCCAUGACGGACCCUGAAUUUUGGCGGGGUGCCACGGGAGACUCACUCCGGCCAAUCAGAGGGCGAAGUUGGGUUGCAAGCCCAUGUCUUAGACUAGAGCCCCUCCCUUUCUGGCCUGCCCAGCCCAGCCUGUCCAGUAGCGUGCUGCAACAGCAGACGUCAUCACUGUGAAAGUGAUUGCAUCGCGCUCUGAUGACGGAGUCGAAUGCAAUUUGGCGAUGUGAUCGACAAGACAAAAAAAUGUCUAGUUCCUGCACGCUAUGACGGUAGAUUGGACCCUGAAUUUCAGAAGCGAUGACGCUUUUGCCAAUCAGGAACACACGGGUGUUUUCAGCA